AUGGCCUCGAAAGCCAUGUGGGAGGUGGACCCGGAGACUCGUUCCAAGCUCCUCGCUAUCCAAAAAGAGUCUGGCAACUCCCUCUGUUGUGACUGCAACGCACCCUCGCCGCAAUGGGCAUCUCCAAAAUUCGGCAUCUUCAUAUGCUUGUCAUGCGCAGGCGUCCACCGUGGACUGGGAGUACACAUCAGCUUUGUUCGAUCCAUCUCCAUGGACGCCUUCAAGCAGACAGAGAUCGAGCGAAUGAGGCUGGGCGGAAAUGAGAAUUGGAAAAGCUUCUUCGACAAACACGAGACUACCAAGAUGACGGGCAUGAGCUGGGACGAUGCCACUAUUGCCGAGCGAUAUAGCGGGGAGGUUGGUGAGGAAUGGAAGGAGAGGCUGAGUGCCAAGGUGGAGGGAAGGGAAUACGUGCCUGGUGAGCGCAAGGCAGCACCGGCGAAGACCAACACGGGCAGUGUCUCAAGGUCGGCGACGCCCCUGAGCGGCACCGCAAACAACAGCGGCAGCAGCAGGCCGCAAAGUCCCGGUGCAAGCGGUGGAAAGGCAAAGGUGGAUGACAAAUACUUUGAGGGCCUUGGGGCUGCCAAUGCGGCGAGGCCAGAUCAUCUGCCGCCCAGCCAGGGUGGUAAAUACGCUGGGUUUGGAAAUACGCCUGCGCCAGCUGCCCAAGAGGAAGGGCUACCGAAAUUCGAUGAGCUGCAGAAGGAUCCUCUAGCAGCGCUGGGCAAGGGCUUCGGCUGGUUCACAUCUACGGUGACAAGAACGGCUACCACAGUGAACAAGGACUUCAUACAGCCUACGGCAAAGCAGGUUGGAGAGUCGGAUUUCGCGGCCCAGGCAAAGGUCUUUGGUGGGCGGAUCGGCCAGUCUGUCCAGCAAGGUGCGAGGAGCGCGACUGAGAACUUCAACAAAUUCGUCGAGGGGCCGGAAGCAGGCCAUGGUGCCUCGCGUAACGCACCCUUGGAUGAGAGCAAGAAGUCAUUCUGGGACGAUUUUGCCUCGUUGGCCGACCAGCGCAAGCCACAGAGCAGCUCGAUUGGAACAUCCGCGAUGGGCAAGGGCAAUAGCACCUCAGCGAGGCCCCCGCCAGCGAAGAAGGACGAAUGGGAUGAUUGGUGA
Diaporthe amygdali is the source of this 1122-nucleotide messenger RNA. Its product is annotated as ADP-ribosylation factor GTPase-activating protein GCS1. The record is from RefSeq and is a predicted model, not a curated record. The transcript is spliced from 3 exons. NCBI's taxonomy places the organism in Eukaryota, Fungi, Ascomycota, Sordariomycetes, Diaporthales, Diaporthaceae. Gene Ontology annotation, molecular function: GTPase activator activity. Gene Ontology annotation, cellular component: Golgi membrane. Gene Ontology annotation, biological process: regulation of ARF protein signal transduction; regulation of endocytosis. The coding region runs from base 1 to 1122 and encodes 373 amino acids.